Molecule: messenger RNA, 575 nt
Organism: Mobula hypostoma (lesser devil ray)
Lineage: Eukaryota; Metazoa; Chordata; Chondrichthyes; Myliobatiformes; Myliobatidae
Gene: gchfr
Product: GTP cyclohydrolase I feedback regulator
Exons: 3
Coding region: 308-574 (88 amino acids)
Biological process (GO): negative regulation of biosynthetic process
Cellular component (GO): nucleus; cytoplasm
Molecular function (GO): GTP cyclohydrolase binding
Source: RefSeq, a predicted model, not a curated record
CACAAAUUUGAACGUUUGGUGCAAAACGAACCCUUUCACCACGAGAUUAAAUAUUAUGUUCUUUUUAAAGAAAACGCUUGAUGCUCUGGCUGGCACAAAAUUACAGUAAAGUGGACACAUUCCCACAUAGAACCACUGCGCGGAUAUUCCAGAGGCGGCAGCUGGCUCUUUAAGAGCAAUUACGUGAUCUCCGGCAGGGAAUUAUUCGCUGUAGAGAGGUUUAGGGAGGAAAUUACACCAUCAGUCCUGAGCUGUUGCGAUCGUGGCUGUCGGAACAGGGUGAAAUACUGGAGGAAGAGCUGUGAAAAUGCCUUACGUUCUUAUUAGUACCCAGAUCCGGCUGGAAACUGGACCCACGAUUGUUGGAGAUGAGAACUCAGAUGUGAAUCUUAUGAACUACCUUGGAGCUGAGAAAACCACUGUAUUGGGAAAUAAUUUCUCAGAAUAUCGGGUUAAAUACCCCCCACGAGUGGUGCUGGAUAAACUGGAGGUUCUUGGCUACCAUGUAAUCAGCAUGACAGGCUUGGGACAGACCCUAGUCUGGUGUCUACACAAAGCUCAACAUGGCCCUUAAA